This is a messenger RNA of Sinocyclocheilus rhinocerous, 1318 nucleotides long. It is a transcript of the gene rhoq, whose product is annotated as ras homolog family member Q. The coding region runs from base 322 to 939 and encodes 205 amino acids. The record is from RefSeq and is a predicted model, not a curated record. The transcript is spliced from 5 exons. Gene Ontology annotation, molecular function: GTPase activity; GTP binding. Gene Ontology annotation, biological process: small GTPase-mediated signal transduction. Lineage: Eukaryota; Metazoa; Chordata; Actinopteri; Cypriniformes; Cyprinidae.
UGGGCUCAAGAGUCAGAGGAGGUGAUACUGGGGUUGGAAAGUAGGGAAAGUGUAACAGCGGUGAGGGCGUAUUUUACAGGUUGAUGUCUUGACAACGCGAAGUUUGUCGCUUGCAUAAAUCUCACGGAAGCGAGUACUGAGAGGAGGAAAACCCCAGUGAAUGCCAAAUUUGGGAAGCGGGGUGGAGGAAAUGGCAUUUCAGCUGUUUUUGCUGCCCGAGCGCGGCGCUGCUGCUGGUGGUGACGCCUGAAGGGACCUUUAGUAAAGCGGGAUAUAUCUCUAGCAGCUGAAGAUGGUGAAUUCAAGUGUUUUAUUAUCGUCAUGGCAAACGGAACCGGCAGCAUCAUGUUGAAAUGCGUGGUCGUCGGCGACGGCGCCGUUGGAAAAACUUGUCUGCUGAUGAGCUAUGCCAACGACGCCUUUCCUGAGGAAUAUGUGCCCACUGUCUUUGAUCAUUAUGCAGUGAGUGUGACGGUUGGGGGAAAACAGUACCUGCUGGGGCUGUAUGACACUGCUGGUCAGGAGGACUAUGAUCGCCUGCGACCCCUGUCCUACCCCAUGACAGAUGUCUUUCUCAUUUGCUUCUCUGUGGUGAAUCCAGCCAGCUUCCAGAACGUGAGAGAGGAGUGGGUCCCUGAGCUGCAGGAGUAUGCACCCAACGUCCCUUACUUGCUCAUUGGUACUCAGAUUGACCUGCGGGAUGACCCCAAGACUAUUGCCAAGCUGAACGAUGUGAAGGAAAAGCCCAUUGUGACAGAACAGGGCCAAAAGCUAGCCAAGGAGAUUGGUGCCUGCUGUUAUGUUGAAUGCUCAGCACUGACACAGAAAGGCCUGAAGACUGUGUUCGAUGAGGCCAUUAUAGCCAUUCUGGCUCCUAAGAAAGGUGCGCUCAAGCGAAGACUGGGCCCACGCUGCAUCAACUGCUGCCUCAUCACAUGAUACACCAGCUCAGGGGCACCAGUGAAAGAAAGCAAGAACUGACAACCAACCAGAUUUCAAUCUGACUUCUGAACAAAAAAAUGGUGAACCAAUGGGCCCAGUCACCUACGACUGAAAUAUGAAAAGUCCAAGUUAUGGGCGAAUGACAAGAAGAACCGACAAAAAGACACAUUGUUCAGGGAGAAAUGACAAAGGAACACUAAACAUUGAGAUGGAAUACAAAGAAAACGGACAAAAUGAUUUAUUGAACAUUCAAGCACACAGAACAGAUGUCGGAGACACCCUUUCUAAUGACUAAGAACAAUCAAACCGUAUUUCUGUGUCUGGCUCAUCAAGCAUGAGUUCAUUUGAGAGACGAAACCCAGGCAAGCCUAAACAG